Molecule: messenger RNA, 291 nt
Organism: Racocetra persica
Lineage: Eukaryota; Fungi; Glomeromycota; Glomeromycetes; Diversisporales; Gigasporaceae
Source: the annotation of a GenBank genome assembly
AAUCUGGUUCCGGCGGUGAAAAAAUGGUUAUAGAAGUUCUUGGAGACGACAAUAUAAGAAAAGAAAUUAUUUCUUAUCUUAGAAGUGGCAAAAUCAAUUAUAAUUAUCAAAUCGAGUUAAAUUUUUUCACAUCUGAAAGAAAUAAACAUAAUGAAAUAAUUGAUGGUGAUGAUGUUAGUUAUGGUUCGUUAAAAGGGAGGGUUGUUCUUAAAGGUACUGAUAAUGAAGCAAUUGAAAAAAUUAAAGGACAUCCUGAAGAAUUAGCAGCAGCAAUUUUUUCAAAAUCACAUA